Messenger RNA from Aspergillus homomorphus CBS 101889, 390 nucleotides. RefSeq lists its product as uncharacterized. The record is from RefSeq and is a predicted model, not a curated record. The transcript has a single exon. NCBI's taxonomy places the organism in Eukaryota, Fungi, Ascomycota, Eurotiomycetes, Eurotiales, Aspergillaceae. The coding region runs from base 1 to 390 and encodes 129 amino acids.
AUGCUGGUGCUGGUCGUGGGAAAGUGUGCCCGAUCCUGGUGCUCGGUCCUCCAGGGUGUCUGGGCGGCCUGCCCGACAGAUAACGAUAGCAGCGCGCACAUGGCGAUGACACCGCGGCACAGCGUCUCGAGUCAGCCAUUAUGGUCAGCGACUCCACCUGUAAACACAUCCGAGGCAAGAACACUAGGCUUCCACUGGCACGGCUCAUCAUCGCGUGGUUAUUUCCGCCCACAGCAAUGUCCGGCGCGGCUGGUCGGCGAAUUGACUAUUCAGCCGCACGGCGCCGAGCUGACCUUUCGCAGCGACCCGGAAGCUUACGGAUUGGAUGAUGAGUUGGCGCGUCCGCGGAUACGCUCGACUCGCAUCCCAGUGUCGCAACGCGAGGCAUAA